Molecule: messenger RNA, 1620 nt
Organism: Metschnikowia bicuspidata var. bicuspidata NRRL YB-4993
Lineage: Eukaryota; Fungi; Ascomycota; Pichiomycetes; Serinales; Metschnikowiaceae
Exons: 2
Coding region: 1-1620 (539 amino acids)
Biological process (GO): mitochondrial respiratory chain complex I assembly
Cellular component (GO): mitochondrion
Molecular function (GO): protein-arginine omega-N symmetric methyltransferase activity
Source: RefSeq, a predicted model, not a curated record
AUGCUCAAGGGGUUUCAAAGGACACUAUGUGUUAGCCGCAGAGCAUUCAACCUGCCGAAAUUGCAUCUGGUUGCUCCAAGUCUCAAUAAAAAAAAUCCGCAAAACACGGCCUCAAGCAAUGAGCCAUUGAUUCAUGAAAACGGUUUAUACUUUGGGAAAUUCACAAAGGAAGAAUAUGAAAGUGCAAAGGCAUUUGUCACCUCGCAGUACAGUAAGCUUGAGCAAGAGAUCAAAGGCACGCACGAUGUGCGUGAAAAUUUGGGUAAAAUCCCACAAUUUCCUGCAAGUCAGGCAAGUUCGGAAAAACUAGGCUCUUUUCCUCCAAAGUCACCUGGGGUAAACUCACUUCUGGACCUUUUUCAGGAAACCAUCAAGACAACUGGACCCAUCUCGCUACUGGCAUACAUGAGACAAUGUCUCACACAUCCUACUCUCGGGUACUAUACGACACGGGACCCUCUUGAUAUCCUGGGUGGUGAUUUUAUCACAUCUCCUGAAAUAUCGUCUGUGUUCGGUGAAAUGAUUGGAGUGUGGCUCUAUGCCGUAUGGACAUCUCAAGGUCAGCCACUGUCAGUGAAUGUGGUUGAGUUUGGACCAGGACGAGGUACGUUGAUACAUGAUGCGAUGACUGUGUUUUCGCGUUUCGUGAAAAAAGCCCACAAAAAUGUGGAGGGCAAGAUUUGGCUUAUUGAGGCGUCUCCAGUGCUUCGCAAAGAGCAAUGGAAAGCACUCUGCCCUGCGGAGUCCUCGUUCGAGACAGACUCUGAUGGAUUCAACAUGUCAGUAUCAAAAUGGGGCAACAAAGUCACAUGGGUUGACACGGAGAAAGACAUCAAAUGUUUGCCUGAAGAAUGCAACUACGUCUUGGCACAUGAGUUUUUUGAUGCUUUGCCCAUCAAAUCUUUUGUCAGGAUGGAGAAGGGAUGGCGGGAGCACUUGGUUGAGCAUACUCAGGCAGUGGUGAACACGCAGAUGAAAUUGCCCGCAGCCUCAGACCCCAAGAGUACAUCUCAGAAAUCGAGUGAUUCUGAAAACGACACCCCAGAGGAACUUCUCACCGAGUUCCAUCUCACUGCAUCCAUUAAAGAAACUCCGUCCUCGGCUGUACCUAAAAUGAGCCCGCGGUUUGCAAACCUUCCAGUAGGAUCUCGGGUCGAGAUUUGUGCUGACGCGGAGUUGUAUAUGAGCCGCAUUAUGGAGCUUGUUAAUAACAACAGUAAAGGUCAGGGUGCCGCACUCAUCAUCGAUUAUGGUCCUGCCGAAGAAGUGCCCCUGAAUUCAUUGCGCGGCAUCUACAAGCACAAAUUCGUAUCCCCUUUCUUUCGCCCGGGUGAGGUCGAUUUAUCCAUUGAUGUCGAUUUUGGUACUUUGAAGUUACUAGCAGAACCGCACGUGCAAGCCUAUGGACCAGUGGAACAAGGCGACUGGCUUCAUACUAUGGGUGCAGGGCAUCGUUUUGAUCAGCUCAUCAAGUCAGCGAACCUGAUGGCAAAUAAAGAGCUGCUAUACGAGUCUUACUUGAGGUUAACAGACAAGGAACAAAUGGGGAAAAUCUACAAAUUUUUGGCGCUAAUGCCCCGUAAUUCCGAGGUACCAGUAGGUUUUGGUGGUUCUUUAUGA